Messenger RNA from Amaranthus tricolor (Joseph's coat), 6084 nucleotides. RefSeq lists its product as uncharacterized. The transcript is spliced from 3 exons. Lineage: Eukaryota; Viridiplantae; Streptophyta; Magnoliopsida; Caryophyllales; Amaranthaceae. The record is from RefSeq and is a predicted model, not a curated record. The coding region runs from base 1105 to 1917 and encodes 270 amino acids.
UUCUCCUUCUCCAUCCGUUUUUUUUUCCUCUCUACUCAUUUUGACCAGCCAUUAGAAGAAAAGGAAAGGAAAGCAACCAUUAAAAUAAGAAGGAAAAAACAAAUACUAGGUUACUAGCUCUUAAAUGAACACUCUUCUUAAUCAUCCAUAACUAUUCAAGGUAAUGUUUAAUUGUUUUCAUAACUUUAUGUUGUUUUUUGAAGUAUUGUUGUUGAUGAGCAUAUUGAGUUAGUUGAAUUUGAUGUACAUUAUAUAUUAUUAGAAAUGUUGAUGUUGGUAUUAGAAAUAUCAUUUAUGAACUUAUUAAUUGAUUUAUUAUUUGAAUUCUAUGUGCAUUUGUAAUACCCCAGAUUUAGCUUGAAAAAGGAUUGAUAGACUACUCAUAUCAACAAGGUGCAUCUUCUUUUCUGGAAAGCCCAUUUGCUAAGAACUCCACAGUUAAGCGUGCUUGGUGGGGAGCAAUCUUAGGAUGGGUGACCUCCUGGGAAGUUUUCCUGGGUGCGCACGAGUGAGGCCAAAGUGCGCUGGAAAGACUUGUGUUGGUUUGUGGGGCUAGUCUACAGUCUCCAAGAGUAGUCAUCAGCGGUCCGAGGGGCCGGGGUGUUACAGCAUUAUAUAUGUAUGAACUUAGUUACAUUAUGGACUUUAUUAAUUUGUAGACCAAAAAGAUUAUAAUCAAAUGAAUAUAAUGUAAUUGUAUGGGCGUGAAGUUGAUGAUGAUGUUGAUUUUGUUUGUAUUCAUGUAGAAAUGGCAUCAUUUCGCGUCACUAUAGUAUGUUUUUAGAAUGGUUAUAUUUGAGAAAGUAGUGGCAAAGUUCAUUAUGUUGGGGGAAGACGUAGGUUGUUUGCAUGCAACUUGAACAUGAAUUUGAAUCAGUUUAAACGUUUUAUAUGUUAUAAGAUUGGAUUGGACCCCACUAGAAGUACCAUAAAUAUAAGCUUUAAAUAUGACAUGAGUGGAGAAUUGAUAGCUUUUCCUAUUGAGGAUGAUAAGGCUAUAGAUGCUAUGUGGGAGCAUUUAAAGUCCAAAUUCCCUCUUUUGAAUUAUACGUAGAAGAAGUACCCUUAGGGAAUGUAGUUGCUUCUAAUCCUACUCCUACCCCUAUGCCUAUAUCAACUCACGAAACUGUAAAUCCCUUCGUUCCGUCCGCACCUUGUACUUUUUCUCAACCCCCUACGAAUCAAGUUCCAAUUAAUUCAAUGGUUAACUUAGGAGAAAGUAAUGAGAUGGGACCUUGGGAUGACGGAAAUAAGAGUAAUGAGCUCAUUGACGAUCCUUCUGAAGAUGAUGUGGAUGUCGAUGAGGAUGCGUUAGCAAAUGACAUGACCCUAGGCAACAUUUCUACAAUCAUUCCUCCUACACCUUAUGCCCUAUGUCCACCUCUAGACGAGUAUGAAGAGGACAACUCCAGGAAGACUUGGGCUUGUGAUACCACUUACACCGAAGAAGGGGAGUUGGAGAAGGGUAUGAUGUUUGAUAGUAAGGAAGCGUUGUUGGAAGCUAUCAGAGUGUAUCAUAUUCGUAAAAAUGUGGAGUAUAGAACGGAGACCUCAAACCAAACUGUCCUUACCUUGAAGUGUAAGCGGGGCUGUUCGUGGAGACUUAAGACUACGCUCGACUCAUAUUUGUCUUCAUGGCGUAUUGUUAUGUAUAAGGGUAAGCAUGGGUCUUGUGUUUUGGGUAGUGACACUGUUUCGGCUGGACACAUUCACUUGACAUCUUUUGUCAUUAACAAUGUCAUUAGAAAAUGUGUUGCUAAAGACCCAUCCAUUAAGGUAUCUGUCGUACGGCUGAUGGUUAGAGAUCGUUUUGGUGUAGAUGUGAAUAUAAGCGAGCAUGGUGUGCUAAGCAACAAGCCUUGUUGUCCAUAUAUAGAACUUGGGAAGGUUCUUACUCACCCCUUCCACGCUUUUUAGAAGCUUUGCAACAUUUCAACCCGGGCAUAGUACUUGAGAGUGGUUUUUUAAGGAAGACAAUGACACGGAUAUAUAUGUGCGACCUAAUAUUAGGACCUUCAAACGUGUCUUUUGGGCCAUUAAACCUUGCAUUGAAGGCUUCAAUCAUUGUAAACCUCUUAUCGCCAUUGACGGCACACACUUGUGCGGUAAGUAUCGUCAUACCUUAUUGACUGCCAUUGCCCAAGAUGGUGAUAAGGGAAUCUUUCCAUUAGCGUUUGCCUUGGUAGAGAAGGAGUGUAUAGGUGCAUGGUCGUGGUUCAUGGCUUGUAUUCGUAAGCAUGUCACACAGAGGAUGUUUUAUGCGUUAUUUCUGAUAGACACGCGGGUAUUUUAGCAACUAUGGAAGAGCCAAAGUGGCAACCACCUAAUUCCUAUCAUAGGUUUUGUUUACGUCAUUUGCUUUGAAACUUUAAUCGUACUAUGGGUAAUGUUCAGCUGAAGAAGUUGUUUGGUAGAACUGUUGAGCAAAGAAAACAAGUUAAGGUAAUGAAUGGCUUAAAGGCAAUCCCGAUUGCAAAAUAAGAGGCAAUUUUCUGGAUUAAUGACGUGAGUGAGAUGUCUAAGUGGUCGUUGUGUCAUGAUGGAGGUCAUAGGUAUGGCGUUACUAACACGAACUUAGCUGAAGUUUUCAACUAUGUGAUGAAAGGUGUACGUUUCUUACCUUAACAACACUUGUUGAAUUCACCUUCUAUCGGGUAAACGAUUAUUUUGUUCAAAGACGUGAACGUGCUAAUGCACGGUUACUUGGAGGACACAUGUACAUAGCGCAUGCCACCAGGAUUAUCAAUAGAAACACCGAGAAGGAAAACUUCUAUGACAUAAUCGCCUUUGAUUAUAGAAGAGGUGUAUUCGAAAUUAAGACUGGGAGGGAAAAUAGAGGAUCGUCCAAGGGGGUUAAGAUUCAACAUGUGGACUUGAAUCAAAUGAAGUGCACAUGUAACAAACUUGAGAUAUACCACCUACCUUGUUCACAUGUACUUGUUGUUUGCAUCAAACGACACCUUUCAUAUGAGCGAUUUGUGGAUUGGUGCUAUACUUCUCAAAGUUAUGCAAGUACAUACAAACAUUACUUUAUGCCAAUGAUCGAUAAGAGGUCAUGGCCUCAAUACACGGGCUUUGAACUUAGACAUGAUCUUGAUCAAAUUCGUGGUAAAAGGAGGCCUAAGUCUAAGAGAAUUGCCAACGAAAUGGAUGAGGAAAAAAGGAAACGAAAUAGUUGUCAUCGUUGUGGGAGUGAAGGUCACAACACUAGAACCUGUAACUCCAGCUAAUAUACUAUAUAUAUUAUACUAGUAUGAUACUCCAUAACAUAUAAUAAUGUUAAACUUACAACACAAAUGUAUGAUACAUAAUUACAUAAUAGUAAUAUUAACUAAAGUUAAUGCAAACACAGUAGUAAAAGAGAUGGAUCCAGCAGCUCCAGGGCCCCUAGACCUUAGUGUGUUAACUAUGCAGCAGGAGUACAGGAGCACUCCUCUUUGGGAUGCCCAGGUUAGGUGUACGAUAGUAAUGAUUUGCAUUUUAGUAAUGAUAACAUACAAGUAAGUAAUUUAUAUGUCUAUAUUCAUAGGUGUCCGAUACAGACACGUUAGGCACUAGGCAUCCAGAUUCCGUUCCAUGGGUGAUCGAUGAAAGGAUCAUCCCGCACUUGGAGCUCAUGAGGUUGUUUGACUUUUACCUCGUUGCAUACAGCAGAGUUGUUCGUGCUAUUAUCACAGCACUGGUCGAGAGAUGGUGUCAGGAGACGCACACAUUUUAUCUUCCCCUAGGUGAGGCUACCAUCACACUGCUUGAUGUAGCCUUACUAACAUGGCUUCCCAUCGACGGAUGUGCCGUGUGUACCGCCGGACGUCAGCUACGCAUAUUGGGAGAGCGCCCUCUGGCGGAAGACAUUAGGGGGAGCGGUUUGCAAUGCACAUGGUUGGUUCAGACCUUCUCGCAUCUCCCCAAAGGUGCUAAUGAGAGCACCAUUACGAGGUACGCCAAGGGGUACCUCUUAUAUUUGAUAGGAGCUUUCUUGUUUGCCGAUAAAACAAACAACCAAAUAUAGCUCCUAUACUUGACUUUACUUGACGACCCCUGGGAGCGCAUCGCCGAGUAUAGCUGGGGCUCCGCAGCCUUAGGAUACUUGUGCAGGAGGCUAUGUGGUGCUGCCCAUAAAAACAUCAAGGAGAAUAGUCAUACAAACCAAAUAAACAGUAUGAGUAUUUAAAAAUAGUCAUACAAACCAAAUCAAAGAAAAUCAAAUAAAUAGGUAAAUUUAAGUUUGAUCAUCACAUUAACAAAUAACACAUUAACAAUUUAACAUUAACAAAUAACAAUUAACAAAUAUUCAAAGCUACGACAAUACAAAAAGAAUUCUUAUCAUCAUCAUAACAUCAAAUUAACAAAAGCUACGACAACAAGAUUUUAGCCCAUACAUCAGUUGCACUUUCUUCAAUGAAAAAAAUCAAAUAAUGUUUCCAGUUUUUUACCAAAAUAAAACAUUAAUUCAUGUAGAUUUUUAAACCCAAUUUGUUCAUCAAACUAGAAAAUUCCAGGGUAAUCAAAUUACUUAGAGCACAUUACUUAGAUUAUAAAAUCAAAGAUGAAGACAACAAUCAAAUUCAAUGGUAGAAAGAGCAACCCACAGCAGUAAUCAAAUCAAAGAUUAGAGCAAGAUUAAUAUUAGGAUUUAGGAUAAAGAGUGAAAAUACCUUAAAAAAAUCAAAAGUUUCGAUUUUUAGAAGCAGCAGCCAGCAGCAGCAGUGUUCGUCUUGUUCGAUUCGAAGUUUCGAACAACCCACAGGGCAGCAGCAGUGUUCGUCUACGAUGGAGGACAGGAGGAGCAGUCGGCAGUGGUGCGGGAGUGCGACAACGACAGCGGAGGUGGAGGAAGAGUUGUGUAGAGUUUUUAGGGUUAGAGUGAAAGAGAGUUGAGAGGAGUGAGUCAGUGAGAGCAAGAGAGGGAAUUGAGAGGGAAUUCGAGAACUGAGAAAUGAGAAUAGAACUUCUGCUUCUGUUUUCAAUUUUUUUAUUUUUUUUUUAAAAAAAAAAAACGUGUCCUUGACUCCUUGUCGUGUCUCUCCCGUGUCCGGAAAAAUAUUAAAGUAUUGGACACUUCAUUUGGCGUGUCGGACACGGAUUUUCGCGUGUCCGUGUCCGACACGCGACACGCAGGUUCAGUGGCGUGUCCGUGUAUUGCAAGUGGAAUUUUGCACGCCGGACGCGCAAGCACACCGGAACCGGUCUCGGAUUCUACCGAGAUUAGUUAGACCUGCUGUGACCCAACCAGGUAAAUAUUUCAGUACUCAUUAACAUUACUGCAAUUUAAUUAACACAUCAUUUACAUUUCCAUAACAUAUAUUAUAGUUUUUGUGAAAUUCGUACCCUACGAAAGCCUACGCAUCUGUUCCCGAGCACUCGAGGAUUUAAUCAGGUGCGUGGAGGGCUUCUGUGCCACUCAUAUGCUUCGACAUUGUCGAAGUACAUUUACCAGAGCGCGUACUGCGCCAAUAUGGGUUGGUACAGGGCAUUCCACCGCCUUGCGACAUUGAACUCGAGCUGCACCUGAUUUCGCGCAAGAAUCAGGGUACGGCGAACUGGAUGGAGAUCAACUGGCGCCACAUCGCUCAUUGGGAUCGUAGACUUGAGCUGUUAGCCCAAGGUGCGCCAAUCGAUGUUCAUGGCGCACCACACCGGACUACAUGUCGUGGUUCCUCUCCAUCACUCACCGAUGGAUGACACCACGUGGCAUCAUCGCAGCAUCACAUUAUGCACCUGCUGCUCCUACGAUGACCCAAUUUGCACAAGGUGCGGCAGCAGUGAUGCGGUACAGCCACGAGGAGCCGGUGAGGGAGAUUGCGCAAGGCAUGCUUGUCGGCACGCAGUUCCAGCACUUCAUACCGGAAGUCGCUGUGGAGUCCUCACUGGCUACCGCCGAUGCGCACGUCUCAUCUCCUGCUUAUGACUAUUAUUUGGAGGAGAUGGACCUUUCAUACCCCGUUGACGUUGUGGGGACCUUGCAGGCUGGGCCAUCGCAGCCAUCACAGUACCAAUCCCCUCCUCUACCAGAGCAACACCCAAACGCCUCUUACUACCGUAUGAGGUGUAGGAGACCAACUCAGUUGGAUAGGGUAGAUGAGG